UUGUGGAAAGCUCAUAUCUUUAACAUGUUUUUAACAAAUUACAUCCCUUUGCUUGCAGAAUCUCAUGAGCCUAACCAAUCAUUUUGAUUGUCCUCAUAGUUUGUUACUGACACAUUGGAGGUACUAUUUGUGCAAAUUAAAGCUGCUCUAACAUUCUGCUUUUGUUUCCCUUUUUCCUGUCCAAAAACAUCAGGCUCCACAAUGAAGGUUGCUAUUGUCACAAGAGCAAACCAAUUUUUCAUUGAAGUUGGUGCCCAAGAAACAGUUGUAGCAAUCAAGAAGAAAAUAGAGCAACUUCAUGGGGUUCCAGUGGCUUCACAAGUCCUAUCUGUUACUGGGUGGGAACUAGUUGAUGGAUUAGACAUGGAUGACUAUCCAAUAGUGACUGAAGGUACAAAAAUUGACCUCACCAUCAAACCAGCAGAGCCACACCCUAACAAAAUGCAAAUCACUGUGAAAUUUUCAGCUAAAAAGCUCAGCAUUGAGGUUGACAGAACUGACACUAUUCGUAGCUUGAAGGAAAAAAUUCACAUCAUUGAUAGCACCCCCAUCAAAAGAAUGACACUUUACUUUUCUGGAACUGAACUGGAUGAAGAUUUUAGAACCUUGAGUGAAUAUGGCAUACGUGAAUUUUCUGAGAUUGUGGUCUUCCUCAAGACCAUGAAUCGAUCAAGAGAUGAACCUCCCACAAGGAAGUUAACCUUCGUUGUACAAACUUCUUCUAGCUUGCUUAAUGAAGCCACCAUUCCACUGGAGAUGAGAGAUGCAAACACAGUGAACGAGUUGAAGCAGUUACUGAUAAGCAGAAAGAUUCUGCCUGGUGAUGACUAUUUGUUUAUACAUAGACAGAGGAUCAUGCGUGAUAGUUGUAGCCUCAGGUGGCAUGGAGUUGAAAAUGGAGACUGUCUCUAUGUGUUUAAGGGAACAGUUAGCACUGGUGGGUUUGCAUGAGUUUAAUUCUAGGUAUAAUAACUAUACAGUGUUGAAACAUUUCUUUACAUUAUUGUUUGUUACAUCUAGAGUUAAAAGAGGGGACAACAUUCUGUGACUCUACAGGUUUUGUUUUACUUUGUUUGCUUGGUAUGUCUUUUGAAAGAAUUUGUCAUUUACUGAUAUUCUAUACUCACUUUGUUUUGCCAUACUUUAUUAUCGGUAGUAAUAUUCAAAGAAAAAACAUCAUAGGAAAGUCAUUAAAAU
Molecule: messenger RNA, 1197 nt
Organism: Vigna radiata var. radiata (mung bean)
Lineage: Eukaryota; Viridiplantae; Streptophyta; Magnoliopsida; Fabales; Fabaceae
Exons: 1
Coding region: 202-951 (249 amino acids)
Biological process (GO): proteasome-mediated ubiquitin-dependent protein catabolic process
Cellular component (GO): cytosol; nucleoplasm
Molecular function (GO): proteasome binding; ubiquitin binding; polyubiquitin modification-dependent protein binding
Source: RefSeq, a predicted model, not a curated record